Molecule: messenger RNA, 2320 nt
Organism: Microtus ochrogaster (prairie vole)
Lineage: Eukaryota; Metazoa; Chordata; Mammalia; Rodentia; Cricetidae
Gene: Aifm1
Product: apoptosis inducing factor mitochondria associated 1
Biological process (GO): apoptotic process; mitochondrial respiratory chain complex assembly
Cellular component (GO): mitochondrion; cytoplasm
Molecular function (GO): protein dimerization activity; NAD(P)H oxidase H2O2-forming activity; FAD binding
Source: RefSeq, a predicted model, not a curated record
CCAAUGUCCACUCGGGGCUGGGAGGAGGAGACUGCGUAGUGUGCGUGUGACGGGAGGGGGGAGCGGGUCCGAGCCCGUGGUAUUUGACCCGUUCGACGGUGUGUGAGAAGAAAAGGAAGGAGCAGGAGCGGGAGGUUCCGAGUAGCGGUUGCCGAAAUGUUCCGGUGUGGAGGCAUGGCGGGUGCUUUCAAGCAGAAACUCGUGCCCUUGGUGCGGACGGUGUGCGUCCAGAGGCCAAGACAGAAGAACAUGCUUCCAGGCAACUUGUUCCAGCGAUGGUGUGUUCCUCUAGAACUCCAGAUGGCAAGACAAAUGGCUAGCUCUGGUUCAUCGGGGGGCAAAAUCGAUAAUUCUGUGUUAGUCCUUAUUGUGGGCUUAUCAACAAUAGGAGCUGGUGCAUAUGCCUACAAGACUAUAAAAGAAGACCAAAAAAGAUACAAUGAAAGAAUGGCAGGGCUAGGACUGACACCAGAAGAGAAACAGAGAAGGGCCGACGCCUCUGCUGCAGAGGGAGGGUCAUCUCCUCAAGUCAAAGUACCAAGUCAUGUUCCUUUCCUGCUGAUUGGUGGAGGUACUGCUGCUUUUGCUGCAGCCCGAUCCAUCCGGGCUCGGGAUCCUGGGGCCAGGGUCCUGAUUGUAUCUGAAGACCCUGAGCUGCCAUACAUGCGACCUCCUCUUUCGAAAGAAUUGUGGUUUUCAGAUGAUCCAAAUGUCACAAAGACACUGCAAUUCAGACAGUGGAAUGGAAAAGAGAGAAGCAUAUAUUUCCAGCCACCUUCUUUCUAUGUUUCUGCUCAGGACCUGCCUCAUAUUGAGAAUGGUGGUGUGGCUGUCCUCACUGGGAAGAAGGUAGUACAGCUGGAUGUAAGAGGCAACAUGGUGAAACUUAAUGAUGGCUCUAAGAUAACCUUUGAAAAAUGCUUGAUUGCAACGGGAGGCACUCCAAGAAGUCUGUCUGCCAUCGAUAGGGCUGGAGCAGAGGUGAAGAGCAGAACAACGCUUUUCAGAAAGAUUGGAGAUUUUAGAGCCUUGGAGAAGAUCUCACGGGAAGUCAAGUCAAUUACAGUUAUUGGUGGGGGCUUCCUUGGGAGUGAACUGGCCUGUGCUCUUGGCAGAAAGUCUCAAACCUCAGGCAUAGAAGUGAUUCAGCUCUUCCCUGAGAAAGGAAAUAUGGGGAAGAUCCUUCCUGAAUACCUCAGCAACUGGACCAUGGAAAAAGUCAAGCGAGAGGGAGUGAAAGUGAUGCCCAAUGCAAUUGUGCAAUCAGUUGGGGUCAGCGGUGGCAAGUUGCUCAUUAAGCUGAAAGAUGGAAGGAAGGUAGAAACUGACCACAUAGUGACAGCUGUAGGCCUAGAGCCCAAUGUUGAGUUAGCCAAGAGCGGUGGACUGGAAAUAGACUCAGAUUUUGGUGGCUUCCGGGUAAAUGCAGAGCUACAAGCACGUUCUAACAUCUGGGUGGCAGGAGAUGCUGCAUGCUUCUAUGAUAUAAAGUUGGGUCGAAGGCGAGUAGAACAUCACGAUCAUGCUGUUGUGAGCGGAAGACUGGCUGGAGAAAAUAUGACUGGAGCUGCUAAGCCAUACUGGCAUCAGUCAAUGUUCUGGAGUGAUUUGGGUCCUGAUGUUGGCUAUGAAGCUAUUGGUCUUGUGGACAGUAGUUUGCCCACAGUUGGUGUUUUUGCAAAAGCAACUGCACAAGACAACCCAAAAUCUGCCACAGAGAAGUCAGGGACCGGUAUCCGCUCGGAGAGUGAGACAGAGUCAGAAGCCUCUGAAAUCUCAAUUCCUCCCAGUACCCCUGCAGUCCCACAGGCCCCUGUUGAAGGGGAGGACUACGGCAAAGGUGUCAUCUUCUACCUCAGGGACAAAGUAGUCGUGGGGAUUGUGCUAUGGAAUGUCUUUAACCGAAUGCCAAUUGCAAGGAAGAUCAUUAAGGACGGUGAGCAGCAUGAAGAUCUCAAUGAAGUAGCCAAACUCUUCAACAUUCAUGAAGAUUGAAGCCCCAUCAUGGAAUACACAUGCACUUUUCCAUCCCUGACAGGGGGGUUGGGUGGGUAAAGGAACAUUUUUUUAUUCAGCAUACUUUCUCUUUAUGUAGGAGCAGGAAUCGAACAAGCCUCUGUGAAUAUUUUCAUCUAUAUAGAUGCACAUGACAAAUUAAAAUCUGAUUCUUUUAAAUCCAGUUCGUUUAUUUUAAAGGGGAUAGGUAGAUAAAGGACUGUGUGUAUGUGUAUCAGCAAGCUGACUACAGCUGCUACGAAGUAUAUGGUUUUUCUCAGCCAUGUAUUCAACAGUCCACAUUAAACACCUGUCACCACUCUGU